CCAUAACACACACUUCUGCAAAACAUAAGUUAAUCACCUCUUUCUCUCUCACUCUCUCUUUCAAUCUCGAUCGUUUUUUGGUGGCCAUGUCGAGGCUCAUGGAACCGCUGACGGUGGGGAGAGUGGUGGGAGAGGUGGUGGACUAUUUCAGCCCGAGUGUGAGAAUGAGUGUAACGUACAACUCCAACAAGCAGGUUUCCAAUGGCCACGAGCUCAUGCCUUCUGACAUUACUGCUAGGCCUCGUGUUGAAAUUGGUGGUGAAGACAUGAGGACUGCUUACACACUGGUUAUGACAGACCCAGAUGUUCCAGGCCCCAGUGAUCCAUAUCUAAGGGAACAUCUCCACUGGAUUGUGACAGAUAUUCCUGGUACCACUGAUGUUUCCUUUGGAAGAGAAAUUGUGAGCUAUGAGAUUCCAAAGCCAGUAAUCGGUAUCCACCGAUACGUAUUCAUCUUGUUCAAGCAGCAUAGAGGAAGGCAAUCGGUGUGGGCACCGACUUCUCGAGACCAUUUCAACACGAGGAGCUUCUCGGAAGACAAUGGCCUGGGACUUCCAGUUGCUGCUGUUUAUUUCAAUGCACAGAGAGAAACUGCUGCAAGAAGGAGAUGAGAGAGAGAGAGAGAGAGAUGAAGAGAGAGAAUUGGAAUUCAACAUCGUCCAUGCAUUGGGUGUCAAAGAAUUGAACUAUAUAUAGUGUAUUACUUUUGCUCUGUUUUCCAGUUGGCUUUAUUAUGUGUGUUGUUUUUCCAUGGCUUUUGUGGAUUUUAUGGGUCCCACUUGAAUUUGGUUUUAUUUUAUUUUUAAAGGUUUUUAGUAGACUGGGACCCUUUCUGUACUUGGGUACGUACGGUAGGGGUCGUUGCAAUGGAUCCUUUGUUUUUUGGUUUUGGUUUUUUGAAUCUGGAGUCCUAUAGUAUUGGUGGAGAUGUAUUGCUUCGAUGAUUAAAUAAAAUGUCCUUGAUUCUUAAA
Rhododendron vialii is the source of this 971-nucleotide messenger RNA. RefSeq names its product CEN-like protein 1. Lineage: Eukaryota; Viridiplantae; Streptophyta; Magnoliopsida; Ericales; Ericaceae. Bases 87 to 611 code for a protein of 174 amino acids. Gene Ontology annotation, biological process: flower development; vegetative to reproductive phase transition of meristem. The transcript has 4 exons. The record is from RefSeq and is a predicted model, not a curated record.